This is a messenger RNA of Rhea pennata, 2937 nucleotides long. Its product is annotated as membrane primary amine oxidase-like. The coding region runs from base 81 to 2369 and encodes 762 amino acids. Gene Ontology annotation, molecular function: quinone binding; primary methylamine oxidase activity; copper ion binding. Gene Ontology annotation, cellular component: plasma membrane. The record is from RefSeq and is a predicted model, not a curated record. Lineage: Eukaryota; Metazoa; Chordata; Aves; Rheiformes; Rheidae. Gene Ontology annotation, biological process: amine metabolic process. The transcript is spliced from 4 exons.
AACCAGCCCCUUCCGCUGGCAGGUCACUCCGAGGGUUUUGCAGCUCGGAGCCCACAGGCGCAUUCAGCCCUGCGGCAGACAUGAACGUGAAGACCGUGCUCAUUCUCCUCAUUCUGGCUUUGGCCACAAUAUUUGCCUUGGUCUGCGUGCUGCUGACCAGAGGAAGGGCACCCAGUGUCUGUCAGCACCAGCACCUGAAGCAGGAGGACACUGACGAUGGCCGCAGCCUGGUUUUUGCUGAUCUGACCCCAGAAGAAAUGGUCCAGGUGGUCCGGUACCUGCAGGAAAAACUCGGGGUGAAGCUGGUGGACGCCUCGCGUGCUUUGCCCUCUGACAACUGCAUCUACUUGGUCGACGUGCAGAUCCCUGCCAAGGUGGAGGUGCUGCGGUUCCUGGAUGAUGGGGGGCCUCGCCCUGCACGGGAGGCGCUGGCUGUCCUGUACUUUGGUAACCAGCUGGAGCCCAACAUCACGGAGUAUGUGGUGGGUCCACUGCCGAUGCCGACGUACCACCGGGACGUCACGGUGCAGAAGUAUGGGGGGAAGGUGCCGUACCACCGCCGCCCCGUUACAGGCAAGGAGUACACGGAUAUCAACACGCUCAUGCAGCGGGAGCUGCGCCAGGCACCGCGCUUCCUGGCUGCGUGCUGCGAGACGGACGGCAGCGACCUGGCGGCGCUCACCACCGCCCCCCGGGGCUUCCAGUCGGGCGACCGCAGCACCUGGUUCGUCUUCUUCCACGCCGUGCCCGGCACCGGCUUCUUCCUCUCACCAGUGGGGCUGGAGCUGCUGGUGGACCACAAAGACCUCGACGUGUCUCGCUGGCGCCUGCGCAAGGUCUUCUACAACGGUCGGUACUUUGCCAGCACUGGGGCCCUGGAGGCUGAGUUUGCGGCCGGCUCGCUGCCCCUGGUCCGGAUCGAGAAGCCGUUGGCGGCAGCGGCGAUGUACGGCUCGAUGCAUCCCCGGCACCCGCCCGGCCCCCCGGCGCCGCUGCCCUACGAGCCCCAGGGUCCCCGCUACCAUGUCCACCACAACCGCGUCGCCUUCCAGGGCUGGAGCUUCGCCUUCGGCAUGAACCCCAGCUCCGGCCCCCGGCUCUUCGACGUGCGCUACCGCGGCGAGCGGCUCCUCUACGAGCUGAGCCUGCAGGAGGCCUUGGCCCUCUACGGCUCCAACUGCCCCGGCGGCAUGUCGACCCGCUACCUCGACGGCAGCUUCGGCAUCGGCCGCUUCGCCUACGAGCUGGUGCGGGGCGUCGACUGCCCCUACCUGGCCACCUACGUGGACCGGCACUACCUGGCCGAGGCGGACGCCCCCCAGGCCAGCCGCGCCUCGCUGUGCGUCUUCGAGCACGACACGGCGCUCCCCCUGCGGCGCCACUUCUCCGACGCCCACUCCGCCUACUACGGGGGGCUGCGGCGCACCGCCCUGGUCCUGCGCGCCGUCUCCACCCUCGUCAACUACGACUAUGUCUGGGACUUCUUGUUCUACGCCAGCGGGGCCCUGGAGGUGCAGGUCCACGCCACCGGCUACAUCAGCUCCUCCUUCUUCCACGGCCACGGCACCAACUACGGCAACAGGGUGGGGCCGCACACGCUGGGCACCAUGCACCUCCACCACAUCCACUACAAGGCGGACCUGGACGUCGGCGGGCGGCUGAACUGGCUGGAGACGCAGGACAUGGCGUACGAGCGGCUGCGCGACCCCUGGAGCGGGGAGCACACGAUCGAGCAGCCCGUGCUCCGCAAGGCGCGCCUGCGGCGGGAGGAGGAGGCGGCCUUCCCCCUCGGCGGGCGCCUGCCCCGCUACGUGGCCUUCGCCAGCGCCCGCCCCAACCGGUGGGGGCACCCGCGCAGCUACCGCCUGCAGCUCCGCAGCCACCCCGGGGAGCACCUGCCCGCCGACAGCCCCAUGGAGCGGGCCCUCAGCUGGGGCAGGUACCAGCUGGCCGUCACCCGGCACAAGGAAGAGGAGCCGGCCAGCUCCAGCAUCUACAACCAGAACGACCCCUGGACGCCCACCGUCGCCUUUGCAGACUUCAUCAACAACGAGACCAUCGCUGGCGAGGACCUGGUGGCCUGGAUUUCCGUGGGCUUCCUGCACGUCCCCCACGCCGAGGACGUACCCAACACGGUGACGGCGGGCAACAACGUCGGCUUCAUCCUGCGACCCUACAACUACUUCGACGAGGACCCCUCGGCCGACUCCCCCGACAGCAUCUACCUCGGGGCCGAGCGGGAGGCGGGGGGCUGCAGCAGCCACCCCCUGGGCUGCCGGCCCGCGGCAGCCGCCUGUGCCCCCCACCUGCCCCCCUUCAGCUACAGCGGCUUCCUCAACCUCACCCUCAGCCUGCCACCGCGGCCCUGAGCCCGGCCCCCCGGUGCCCGUGGCCACCCCUGUCCCCCGCUUCAUCGCAUGCGCUAGGGCUGGCUCUGCAGGGGCCGCGGGUGCAGCUUGGUGCAGCGAUGCAGCCUGGGGACGCGGAUGUCCUGUUGCAGCCCAGCGCCAUGGCCGCAGCCCGGCCCACCGAUACCGCCCGGUGCUGUGUUGCAGCCCAGUGCCCUGGGUGCAGCCUGGCCCUGGCUCCGGGCUGCUGCCUGCAGGCCUCCACCUGUGCAAAGCCUCCAGCUGCCCUUGCAGCCCUCUUGAGACUUUGUCCCAGGUGCUGGAAGCAGGCAGCUGGGCUGGAUGCCUGGAGCUGUGGUGUCAGCAGCUCCCGGGUGCAGCCCCCAAGUGAGGUGUCCUUGCUGCCCCCAGGGGCCGGGGCCGUGCAGGGCGCCUGCCCCCAUGUCACCGCCUCCCUCGGCCGGGUACGGGCACAGGACAGCGCACCAGGAGCCGGCAGGGCCCGGUGGCAGCUGGCGGCGUGGGGCCCUGCAGCGCUGCCUCCCACCACUUGCAAUAAACAGGCACCCGGGUGCCUUUCCCCACCGCA